Pterocles gutturalis (yellow-throated sandgrouse) is the source of this 527-nucleotide messenger RNA. Its product is annotated as sodium- and chloride-dependent glycine transporter 1-like. The record is from RefSeq and is a predicted model, not a curated record. Gene Ontology annotation, biological process: synaptic transmission, glycinergic; sodium ion transmembrane transport; glycine import across plasma membrane. Lineage: Eukaryota; Metazoa; Chordata; Aves; Pterocliformes; Pteroclidae. Gene Ontology annotation, molecular function: glycine:sodium symporter activity. The annotation marks the transcript as partial. Gene Ontology annotation, cellular component: membrane. The transcript has 3 exons.
AGUCCUGCUUGGGUGCCAUCGCCCCUGCAGUGGGGCUGGUGGGGGGGUCCCCGGUUGAUGCUCUCCGUGGCAUUUCUCCGCAGAAUGGUGCCGUGCCCGGGGAGCGGGGCAAGCAGGACAAGAGCAUCAAGCGUGGCAACUGGGGCAACCAGAUCGAGUUCGUACUGACCAGCGUGGGCUACGCCGUGGGGCUGGGCAACGUCUGGCGCUUUCCGUACCUCUGCUACCGCAAUGGGGGAGGUGCCUUCAUGUUCCCCUACUUCAUCAUGCUGGUGUUUUGCGGCAUCCCCCUCUUCUUCAUGGAGCUCUCCUUUGGGCAGUUUGCCAGCCAGGGCUGCCUUGGCGUCUGGAGGGUCAGCCCCAUGUUCAAAGGCGUGGGCUACGGGAUGAUGGUGGUGUCCACGUACAUCGGGAUCUACUACAACGUGGUGAUCUGUAUUGCCUUCUACUACUUCUUUGUGUCCAUGACGCGCGUGCUGCCCUGGACGUACUGCAGCAACUCCUGGAACACGCCCGACUGCGUGGGG